AUGACGGCGACUGGAGAAGAAGCAGCGGUCUACGGCGAUUGUCUGCCCGUGACAGUGGGACCGAUCUCGGUCGCGGCCGAGGAGAGGAAGUUCCGCGUGGAUUCGCUGGGAAAACAAGCUUGGCGGUUUUGGAAUGACAUAUUGGAAUGGGUAGUCGAUUCGGCGGAGGAGGUGCUAACGAGACAUGGCAACCAGUCAGGCAACCAGUCAGGCAACCAGUCAGGCAACCAGUCAGGCAACCAGUCAGGCAACCAGUCAGGCAACCAGUCAGGCAACCAGUCAGGCAACCAGUCAGGCAACCAGUCAGGCAACCAGUCAGGCAACCAGUCAGGCAACCAGUCAGGCAACCAGUCAGGCAACCAGUCAGGCAACCAGUCAGGCAACCAGUCAGGCAACCAGUCAGGCAACCAGUCAGGCAACCAGUCAGGCAACCAGUCAGGCAACCAGUCAGGCAACCAGUCAGGCAACCAGUCAGGCAACCAGUCAGGCAACCAGUCAGGCAACCAGUCAGGCAACCAGUCAGGCAACCAGUCAGGCAACCAGUCAGGCAACCAGUCAGGCAACCAGUCAGGCAACCAGUCAGGCAACCAGUCAGGCAACGAGAGAGGCAACCAGUCAGGCAACCAGUCAGGCAACGAGAGAGGCAACGAGAGAGGCAACGAGAGAGGCAACGAGAGAGGCAACGAGAGAGGCAACGAGAGAGGCAACGAGAGAGGCAACGAGAGAGGCAACGAGAGAGGCAACGAGAGAGGCAACGAGAGAGGCAACGAGAGAGGCAACGAGAGAGGCAACGAGAGAGGCAACGAGAGAGGCAACGAGAGAGGCAACGAGAGAGGCAACGAGAGAGGCAACGAGAGAGGCAACGAGAGAGGCAACGAGAGAGGCAACGAGAGAGGCAACGAGAGAGGCAACGAGAGAGGCAACGAGAGAGGCAACGAGAGAGGCAACGAGAGAGGCAACGAGAGAGGCAACGAGAGAGGCAACGAGAGAGGCAACGAGAGAGGCAACGAGAGAGGCAACGAGAGAGGCAACGAGAGAGGCAACGAGAGAGGCAACGAGAGAGGCAACGAGAGAGGCAACGAGAGAGGCAACGAGAGAGGCAACGAGAGAGGCAACGAGAGAGGCAACGAGAGAGGCAACGAGAGAGGCAACGAGAGAGGCAACGAGAGAGGCAACGAGAGAGGCAACGAGAGAGGCAACGAGAGAGGCAACGAGAGAGGCAACGAGAGAGGCAACGAGAGAGGCAACGAGAGAGGCAACGAGAGAGGCAACGAGAGAGGCAACGAGAGAGGCAACGAGAGAGGCAACGAGAGAGGCAACGAGAGAGGCAACGAGAGAGGCAACGAGAGAGGCAACGAGAGAGGCAACGAGAGAGGCAACGAGAGAGGCAACGAGAGAGGCAACGAGAGAGGCAACGAGAGAGGCAACGAGAGAGGCAACGAGAGAGCAAAGGGUAACAAUAUGUUUACAUGCGAGGAGCCUCAUGUUGGUUUAGCACAGCCGGCACGGUAA
This is a messenger RNA of Schistocerca nitens (vagrant locust), 1512 nucleotides long. Its product is annotated as circumsporozoite protein-like. Bases 1 to 1512 code for a protein of 503 amino acids. The record is from RefSeq and is a predicted model, not a curated record. The transcript is spliced from 4 exons. Lineage: Eukaryota; Metazoa; Arthropoda; Insecta; Orthoptera; Acrididae.